This is a messenger RNA of Tarenaya hassleriana, 1751 nucleotides long. RefSeq lists its product as uncharacterized. The transcript is spliced from 2 exons. The record is from RefSeq and is a predicted model, not a curated record. NCBI's taxonomy places the organism in Eukaryota, Viridiplantae, Streptophyta, Magnoliopsida, Brassicales, Cleomaceae. The coding region runs from base 377 to 1441 and encodes 354 amino acids.
UCUCUCCUCUCUCCCCCCCCCGUUUUUUUGCUCUCUCUCUCUCUCUCGUCGAGUUAGGGUUUGCAGAUCUCUUUCUAGCUCAGAUCCUCCGUCUCUGCUCCUCGGAUUGGGAUUGCCCCUCUGUUUAUGUAGGUGAUACGCAGACUGAAUGCUAGAGUCAGACCACAAAAGUACUUUUGUGUGAUCUAGACUACAUUUUUGUAUCUACUUCACCUUUUAAAACUGCAGCCUUUGCUGAAGGUGGGCUACUCUUUUUUCCAUAUGGUUCUCUAGCUACUGAUCUCUCUGAUUAGUCUGGAGAGGAGGGCAUCAGCUGCUACAGAUCGUGCUAUAUCCGUGCUGGAAGAGAGCAUGCGUGGAUCCUGUGUUUCGGGUGAUGCCCCUUGCAAAAUUAGCUUCCGAUGCAUUCGGCGUGGUGACGAUAUGCCUAGUCGCUCUUCUCAUACUUCUGGGUUUCCUCUGCAUUGCGUACUCCCUCUAUUUUCAAUCUCAUGUCCAUAAGCGAGACUUCCUUCGGCUUGGUUACUUCAGCGGUCCUUGGAUUAUUCGUAUCACAUUCAUAUUGUUUGCAAUCUGGUGGGCCAUUGGUGAGAUUUUUCGGUUAAGUUUGUUGAGACUCGACGGGAGACCAUUGAACUCGUUGGAUCUGCAAUGGCAGGAAAACAUCUGCAAGUUUUACGUUGUCUCCAAUCUAGGGUUUUCAGAACCCUGCAUGUUUCUCACCCUCAUGUUUCUUCUCCGUGCUCCAUUGAAGAUGGAAACCGGGACCUUGAGCGGGAAAUGGAAUGCCAAAACAGUUGGAUAUGUGAUUCUUUGUUGCCUCCCAAUAUUUGCUCUUCAACUCGUGGUUAUCAUCUCCGGAUCAUGGAUACGCAGAGGUAGUAGCAGUGGAUCUUUGAGGAAGCUGCCACACUAUUUCACAAGAACAUAUUCCCGUGUUGUUACAGAUGAAGACAGGAUAACCCUUUGCACAUAUCCUCUCCUGGGUACCAUCCUUCUCGGUGUCUUUGCCACCAUCCUAACGGCUUACUUAUUUUGGCUCGGGAGGCAGAUACUGAAACUGGUCAUCAAUAGGUGUUUACAGAGGAGGGUAUACACAUUAAUAAUAUCGGUAUCGAGUUUCCUCCCAUUGAGGAUUGUUCUGCUCGGUCUGUCCGUUCUAACGAAACCUGGAGACAUCUUAUCGGAAGCCCUCGUUUUCUUGGCUUUCCUCUCCCUCUUAUCAUUUGCCGUUGUAUCCAUUUUCUUGCUCGUCUAUUUCCCGGUUUCAGACUCCAUGGCACUGAGGGGUUUUCGGGAUUUGGAGGAGCCGAGGGCGAGCCUCGAGGACCGAAGCGGGGCCCCAUUGCUCCCCCUGCACGAGGAGGAGAGUAUCAGAACAAGAGAAUCGCCGAGGGGGCAGAGGUAUGUGGAGCUAGGUCAGUUUCUUGAGACAGAGUAAUAAAUGAUAUAAUUGAUCCAUUGGCCGUCUUGGUUCUUAGUAUGGGGAUGGCAAGAUGUACAGAGAGAUUCCGGGUGAAAUCAAAAGGCAGAUGUGUUUUUAAAGAACAAAAAAAGAAAGAAAGAAAGGGCUCACUCAAGUUUUGUGUUAAGGAAAAUGAGAUUUGUAAAGGUGGGGUUUUUUACCCUUCCGGAUAUAUUGUGUGAAAUGUUCUUGCUUUGGUGGAUCAUCCUCAAAAUUGUCUGCUUUUUUUUUUGUAACUUUUUUUUCUUUGAUCAAUUUUGUUUUGGGAAAACUUAUUUUCUCUCUU